GAGCAGUUUUUUAGUUUUUUUUUAAGCAAGAAGUGACAUAUUUUCAGCGCAUAAUGAAAGAACAAUCGCAAAAUAUCGACGUUUUAAGAAGUAUUGAUUUCAGAUUCCUAUUUUCCUCCCAGAGGAUCGAAUUUCAUUUUCCGUUGUGCUUGAGCAACUUUAUGACAUCUUUUAUAUUAGUCAGUAUGGCCGGUAUUCAGAGUCGCAACUUAUAAGCUGGUGUGUAACCAUAUUGUAUUAACGAUGGGUCAGAAAACCUGACCCCCCCCCCCUAAAUACAGAAAUCCUACGCCUAUGUAGCGUGCGACGUCACAUCCAAACGUUGGCGUGACGAAACGAAAGCGUCAAACGGUGGGGAACUGGCGGUACGAACGAUGGUCCCUCCCUUGCCCCUGUGCGGGACAUCUUGCACUCUGGGCACAGUACGUCGAAUGUUGAUAAACUGUUUAUCUACAGCAGGUAGCGCAACAAUCGUUGUAAUACAAAAAUUAAAAAACCACUCUAUAAAACGCAUACACCGUGAUUACAGCUGUGAUCUGCAAAAAACAAAUAUACAUAUUUUUACAUAUUUGUAUUCUGUUUGAUAUCUUUGAUUCGAUCGUUGAAGAUAUUUAACAAAAACUACUGUAAUUAUAUAAAAAAUGCCUGUCGAUGUGUAUGGAUGUAUUUAUGCUGCUACAGUAGCAGCUGGUGGUAUACUCGGUUAUGUAAAAGCACAUUCGAUUCCUUCUCUGAGUGCUGGGCUUCUCUUUGGAUCUGUUUUGGGCUAUGGAGCAUACCAAACUUCACAAGAUCCCACUAACAUUAAGGUCUCUGUGGCAGCAAGCUUAGUUCUUGGUGGAAUAAUGGCUUAUCGUUAUCAAGCCACUGGUAAAUUGAUGCCAGCUGGAAUAAUAGCUGUGUGCAGUGCUUUAAUGGUGGUCAGAAAUAUUGUAAGAUAUUAUGGAACAUCUAUGAAAGUACAAUAAAUAAUUUAAUGAUGUUCCAGAAUUUAUUUUCUUUUUUAUAUUUUAGAAUAUUUGAAUUAUAUGUAUAUAAGAUAUAUAAGGUAUAUGUAUAAUAUUAUUUGUAUGGGUUAUAUGGAUACAUGCAUUUUAAACAUAAAUAUAUUCUUCCAAAAGAGACAGCAUAUUACUAUUUUAAUCUGAAACGAUGUAAUUAUUGCUGUUAUUAUAUUACACAAAAGAGAAUUAAGAUUGUACAAAUAAUGCAUUUUUUAUUUUAAAUGUACUGACAAUUUAUUUAAAUGUUAUUUGGAAUGUUUUAUGACUCGAUGUCCUUAAAAUUACAUUUAUUUAUUUCUAUGUAGGUAUUUGCGCUGGUUAUUGAAAUGAUUAAUAAAAUAUAAAACUCGUCUGUAUCAA
Molecule: messenger RNA, 1364 nt
Organism: Osmia bicornis bicornis
Lineage: Eukaryota; Metazoa; Arthropoda; Insecta; Hymenoptera; Megachilidae
Product: transmembrane protein 14 homolog
Exons: 3
Coding region: 642-968 (108 amino acids)
Biological process (GO): regulation of heme biosynthetic process
Cellular component (GO): mitochondrial membrane
Source: RefSeq, a predicted model, not a curated record